Molecule: messenger RNA, 2613 nt
Organism: Sorex araneus (European shrew)
Lineage: Eukaryota; Metazoa; Chordata; Mammalia; Eulipotyphla; Soricidae
Gene: TTK
Product: TTK protein kinase
Exons: 22
Coding region: 26-2599 (857 amino acids)
Biological process (GO): peptidyl-serine phosphorylation; protein localization to kinetochore; mitotic spindle assembly checkpoint signaling
Cellular component (GO): spindle; nucleus; kinetochore
Molecular function (GO): protein serine/threonine/tyrosine kinase activity; protein serine/threonine kinase activity; protein binding
Source: RefSeq, a predicted model, not a curated record
UCUUGGGCCCGGUUUCCCCGGCGAGAUGGAAGCUGAGGAGUUAAGUAGCAGAGAACUAACAAUUGAUUCUAUAAUGAACAAAGUAAGAGAUAUUAAAAACAAAUUUAAAAAUGAAGACCUUACUGAUGAGCUAAGCUUGAAUAAAGUCUCCGCUGAUACCACAGAUAAUUCGGGAACCGUCAACCAAAUUAUGAUGAUGGCAAACAACCCAGAGGACUGGUUGAAUUUGCUACUUAAGCUGGAGAAAAACAGUGACCUCCGAAAUGAUGCCCUUUUAAAUAAAUUGAUUGGUCGUUACAGUCAAGCAAUUGAAGCACUGCCUCCAGAUAAAUAUGGUCAAAAUGAGAGUUUUGCUCAAAUACAAGUGAGAUUUGCUGAAUUAAAAGCUAUUCAAGAGCCUGAUGAUGCACGUGACUACUUUCAGAUGGCCAGAGCAAACUGCAAGAAAUUUUCUUUUGUUCAUAUAUCUUUUGCACAAUUUGAGCUAUCACAAGGUAAUUUUAAAAAAAGUAAACAACUUCUUCAAAAAGCUGUAGAAUAUGGAGCAGUACCACUAGAAAUGUUGGAAAUUGCUAUUCGUAAUUUAAACCUUCAAAAGAAGCAAUUACUUUCAGAGGAGGAAAAGAAGAGUUUUUCAGCAUCUACAUUAAUUGCUCAGGAAUCCUUGCCCAAUUCACUUGGACAUUUACAAAACAAGAAUAUCAGUUGUGACUCCAGGGGACAGACUACUAAAACCAAGUUUUUAUAUGGAGAGAACGUGCCACCUCAUGAUGCAGAGAUAUGUUAUCAAAAUCCUAUGAAAAAAUCAAACAAAAUUAAAAGGUCACACCUCUUUGGAAGAGUCCCAGUUAACCUUCUUAGUAGCCCAGAUUGUCAGGAGAAGACAGAUGGUCCUGCUGUACCAAAUUUUACAAAAAGACAGACCUUUGGAUCAGAAUGCCGAGAUACAGUUAUGCCUCUACACGGAUCUAAGUCAAGUGGAAGUGAUUCCAUUGAACUGAGAAAGUUAAAGUCGGUUCACAAUAUAUGUUCCAAAGAGCCUCUGAUGGCAGAUGAGAAGAAUUCUGAAUGCAAUACCGAUUCUAUAACUCUGAAGAAUAAAACUGAAUCAAGUCUUCUAACAAAAUUAGAAGGGACAAAAGAGCAUCAAGGACCAAAGAUUUCAGAAAGCUGCCAGAAGCAACAGCAGUCUGAGAGAAGGUCAGAACGUGUAAGUCAGAACCCUGUGGCGUCUUUUAAACAGUGGCAGGUUCCUGAGAUGACUCCAAAAGUUGGUACAGAGCACAAGCAAACCGCUUUUGAACAGUCUGCUUUUUCAGUUUCAAAGCAGUCACCACCAAUAUCAGUACCUAAACGGAUUGACCCAAAAUCUAUCUGUGAAACACCCAGCAGCAAAGCCAUGGAUGAUUACAUGAGCUGUUUUAGAACUCCGGUUGUGAAGAAUGACUUUCCACCUGCUUGUCAGUUGUCAACACCUUAUAGCCAACUUGCCUUCUUCCAGCAACAGCAGCAAAUACCUGUUACUCCACUUCAGAAUUUACAGAUUUCCGCAUCCUCUUCAACAAAUGAAUGCAUUUCAGUUAAAGGAAGAAUUUAUUCCAUAUUGAAGCAGAUAGGAAGUGGAGGCUCAAGUAAGGUGUUUCAGGUGUUGAACGAGAAGAAACAGAUACAUGCUAUAAAGUAUGUGAACUUAGAAGAAGCAGAUAACCAAACCAUUGAGAGUUAUCGGAAUGAAAUUGCCUAUUUGAGUAAACUGCAACAACACAGUGAUAAAAUCAUUCGACUUUAUGAUUAUGAAAUCACGGACCAAUAUAUCUACAUGGUAAUGGAGUGUGGAAAUAUUGAUCUUAAUAGUUGGCUUAAAAAGAAGAAAUCCAUUGAUCCAUGGGAACGCAAAAGUUACUGGAAAAAUAUGUUGGAAGCAGUUUACACAAUUCAUCAGCAUGGCAUUGUUCACAGUGACCUGAAACCUGCCAACUUUCUGAUAGUUGAUGGAAUGCUAAAACUAAUUGAUUUUGGGAUUGCAAAUCAAAUGCAACCAGAUACAACAAGUAUUGUUAAAGACUCUCAGGUUGGUACAAUUAAUUAUAUGCCACCAGAAGCAAUCAGAGAUAUGUCUUCUUCAAGAGAGAAUGGGAAAUCCAAAUCAAAGAUAAGCCCUAAAAGUGACGUUUGGUCCUUAGGAUGCAUUUUGUAUUAUAUGACUUAUGGGAAAACACCAUUUCAGCAUAUAAUUAAUCAGAUUUCUAAGUUACAUGCUAUAAUUGAUUCUAAUCAUGAAAUUGAAUUUCCUGAUAUUCCAGAGAAAGAUCUUCAAGAUGUGUUAAAGUGUUGCUUAAUAAGGGACCCUAAACUGAGGAUAUCCAUUCCUGAACUUCUGGCACAUCCAUAUGUUCAGAUUCAAACUCAUCCAGGCAAACAGAUGGCUAAGGGAACCACCGAAGAAAUGAAACUUGUUCUGGGCCAACUUGUUGGUCUGAAUUCUCCUAACUCCAUUUUGAAAGCUGCUAAAACAUUAUAUGAGCAGUAUAGUAGUGGUGAAAGUCAUGAUUCCUCUUCAUUAUCCAAGACUUUUGAUCAGAAAUGGGGGAAAAAGUGACUGUCAGUUUUUGC